CCGAGGCUUUCCCCACGGCGUUGUCGCUGUUUGGCGUUCUUCAAUUAGUUUCCAACCAGCUUUCCAUCCCGUCACAGUAAGUUCUGCCAACACCUACACCCGACGCCCGUUUCAAACCCUACCGAUACGUCCAAGCCGUCGCCGUCAUUUCCAGGUGCAACGCCUCAUCUCGCGACCGUCGCUGGCAGAUUCAUUAGGCUGUCAACCACUCACGUCGGCUAAGAGGUCGUGCGCCCAUUGCAACGCCAACCUUUUUACAGAGACCUCCUGAUGGGCAGCACAUGACAAGCCCACGUUUCUCGACAUGGCGUCCAUGCUGGAAUUUCGUACCCCGGGCUACAAUCCUUACGCCGUCAAGUACUCCCCAUACUACGACUCACGCCUUGCUGUCGCCACUGCCGCCAACUAUGGCAUCGUCGGCAACGGUCGCCUCUUCUGCCUGGGCCUGAGCGCAGCCGGCGUCCAGUGCGAAAAGACCUUUGAGACAAACGAUGCCCAAUACGAUCUUGCCUGGUCGGAGCUCAACGAGAAUCAGCUCAUUGUCGCUUGCGGCGAUGGCUCCAUCAAGCUCUUCGACCUGGGGGUGGAGAACUUCCCUGUCAUGAACUUUCACGAACACAAGCGGGAAACGUUUUCGGUUUGCUGGAAUCCCGUCACCAAGGACAGCUUCAUCUCGAGUUCCUGGGAUGGCACCGUCAAAGUUUGGUCUCCCACGCGCAACGCCUCCCUCAAGACCCUCCCCAUUGGUUGCUGCACCUACAGCACCUCCUACUGCCCCUCGAACGCCGCCCUCGUCUCCGCCGUCUCCGCCGACUCUUCCCUGCGCAUCUUCGACCUACGCACGCCCGUAUCGGCCAAGUACCACCUGACCAACGUGAUCCCCGUGCACGCGCCGGCCACGGGCGGGUCAGGUUACUCGCGCCUUGCCGACGGCUCCAUCUACUCGGGCACGGUGCCGAACGAAGUCCUGACGCACGACUGGAACAAAUAUAACGACACGGUGAUCGCCACGGCGGGCGUCGAUCGCGUCAUACGCACGUUUGAUAUCCGCAACCCGGCCGGCGGUCCCCUGGCGCUCAUGACAGGCCACGAGUACGCGGUCCGCCGCGUUGCAUGGAGCCCGCACGCCAGCGACAUCUUGGUGAGCGCCAGCUACGACAUGAGCGUGCGCGUGUGGACGGACGGAUCCACUAUGCCGCAGCACGUUCAGCCACCGGUACCGAGCGGGCGCCAGCCUGACACUGUCCGUGCGGGAACUCAGUUGGGCCUUAUGAACAGGCAUACUGAGUUUGUUACGGGCGUGGAUUGGUGUUUGUUCGGUGCAGGCGGUUGGUGCGCGUCGGCCGGCUGGGACGAGAGAGUGCUACUCUGGGAUGCUGCGUCCCUGUUGCGUGGAUGAAGAAGCAGGUUGUUUGAAAGAGGUGGAAAAACGUAUUUGAGUUGAUUGGUCUUUGAGUGGAUUGCUCAGGCAAAUUUACGUGGCAAACUGCCUGAUAGUAAAGGAGUAGAAGAUAUGAGGGCAAAAUCAAGACCGAUCGACUAUCGGCUGCUGAGAAUCAUUGCAUGCACAAAAGCGCCCCCUCAGUUGCGCAGCGAUACCCCGGGGAGUUUGUACGUCUAGAAGCCGACAUUAUACGAACAGAACAGACAUGGUGACAGCGGACAGGAGAUUUGACCAAACGUGUUCCUUGGCUGGAGCUUACGAAAGUAGGAAAUAAAUCGGUACAGGAAUUGGGUUAAAUUGACCGUCCCGACGCGAGAGUCGGUCAGUACGAGAGAAGGGGCGGGAAAGAGACAGAACAUAAUUGUAUAAGGCAUCUAGAGGAUUAGAAGAACAGUAUACCAUGAUUCGAGAUGAUGGUAAGCUCAAAUUUCUACCCUUAGUAUCGCUAUGCGUUGAGACGUGUGGUACCAGUGUAUUAAAGGAAUGCAGUCAACUUGAGUAUACAUAUUUGUCCAUGA
Messenger RNA from Neurospora crassa OR74A, 1962 nucleotides. RefSeq names its product peroxisome biogenesis factor 7 (gene pex7). Gene Ontology annotation, biological process: protein import into peroxisome matrix. The transcript is spliced from 2 exons. Gene Ontology annotation, molecular function: protein binding. NCBI's taxonomy places the organism in Eukaryota, Fungi, Ascomycota, Sordariomycetes, Sordariales, Sordariaceae. The record is from RefSeq and is a predicted model, not a curated record. Bases 305 to 1399 code for a protein of 364 amino acids. Gene Ontology annotation, cellular component: cytosol; peroxisomal matrix.